Drosophila hydei is the source of this 10003-nucleotide messenger RNA. RefSeq lists its product as uncharacterized. The transcript has 7 exons. The record is from RefSeq and is a predicted model, not a curated record. The coding region runs from base 168 to 9818 and encodes 3216 amino acids. NCBI's taxonomy places the organism in Eukaryota, Metazoa, Arthropoda, Insecta, Diptera, Drosophilidae.
UGCGGCGAAUCGACUUUUGCCAGUCGAAUUUUCGUCACUCGAGCAACGACACUCGAAGUGUAAACCGCAGAAGUAUUGAAUGCGGCUAAAAAAAAAAAGGAACAAAACAGCUACAAUUUUAUAUCUAAAUGUCAACUGGUAUUUGAAUGUCUACACAAAUACGAUAAAUGGCCGAAACAGACGAAGUUGAGGGGGUGGAAAGGGCAAAGGAGGAAACGAGCCUAGCAGCUAAUAUAGCAAAGGUCGAAAAACUGCGCGGCUGUUCGCGCUUCAUCCGGAAUGUGGUCAACACCUAUGGACGGCAGCUGGCCCAGGAAAAAUAUCUCAAGCUCAACAUGCUCAUAGAGCUGCUAGAAAACGAAAUACCUGCUGAGGAGUUCUAUCAUCGUUAUCCGUUAAGCAAAAUUGAGAGCGUUAUUGAUAAGCUAAAGGCCAACUUUGGACCCCUGCUCAGUAACGAAAUAAUUGUCAUUGCUGAUUCUUCCGAGACUCCGAGUGAAUCGGAGCCAAGCACCUCGAAACUAGCCGAAGAAUCUGCCGCCAAGUCCAAAUCAGCAAAAGUCGCAGCCGAAUCGAAUGGUUGCUCGACGCCCAAGUCCAGGACUUUGCGCAAAUCGGCUCCAGCUGCGGCAGCCAAGAGCUCAACGAACUUAGAACGUCGCUUUAAUCCGUCCCGACCCAGCACACCAGAGCAAACGAGCUCACCGCCGCAGCCGUUGCGCUCGCCAACGACCACAACGUCCUCGGCGAACUUCGAACGUCGGACACGGCCGGCGAGUGUAACAGUUGAUCUAACCUUGCAAAUUGGCAGCAGGCGGUCAGAUUUUAUGCGCCGCAGUAAUCCGCCAGCGACAGCUUCAACAAAGUCACCCGUUUCCAACGUUUGCAGUCCGAAGUCAGUCGGCUCACCACAAAUGGUGUUUGAGCGACGCUCCAAGCCGCCGGUGCCAACGGCCGCGGAUACGAGCCACGAGGAUAAAUCGCUCGAAGAGGCACGCAAAAAGCUGGCCGCCCUACGCGGUGAGCCGCAUGCCAAUGUGAAUACGAAUUUGAGUGCUCUGCAGUUGUCCUCCAACUCUAAUGACCCGCGCGGACGCAAUGCCAGCUAUGUAAACAGUCUGGGCAGUCAACAUGCUCUUUCCAAAUCACCAACGCCAGUGGCGUCCGGCAAACCCAAUUGGCCGGCGGCUAUCGCUCAGCAGAACAUUCCAACCGCAACGCCAUUGCUACGCACGCGUGCGCCACUCAAUCUAAAUACAUCGGCUGCAAUUGCUGCUGCUGCAACUGCUGCUGCUGCUGCUGCAGCGGCGACCGGCUGCAGCGAUGCACUGCAUCCGACCGUGCUGGAUUACAAUGAGACGCGACGCUACAAUGCAGCAGAGUUGCGUGACACGCACAAUCCGCGUCCCAACAACUGGUGCAACAACAGCAACAUUUUGCCAUUGUCUAGCCAACAAAUUGGAUUUCAGCAGCUGGGACCAGUAGCGUCCAAUCAACAGUAUCCAGGCGCAGUGCGUCACUCUUUGCCUGCAUAUCCCACAGGCUACGAGGGCACAUCGCCACCCAUCAACUGGCAGCCGUCUAACAUCUAUAAAAACAAUAGCAAUAGCACUAGCAAUAACAACUUUAGCUAUAACAAUAACUGGUCGAAAAAUCAGGCUUAUAACAAGCCGCCCAACUUUAUGUAUCGCGGCGCCUAUAAUCGGGGUCAACGGUUUCCGGCACCUGCGACUCAGGCGAACAACGGCGAGCCGCGCACCUAUCGUGAGUAUCGAGAGGCGAAGGCAGCAGCCGCUGCCAAAAUGCAGGCUGACAAGCAACGCCGCCUGGAAGCGGCCGAGAAGCCACUGGAGCCAGACACGCCGCCAGCGACAGUCGAGAGUGAACGCGUCCGGCUGGACACUUCGUAUCGCAAUUUGAGCGCAGCUGCCUCCACUAAGAUGAGCGAUUUUAAGAUACCGAAGAAAGUGAGUACGGAGAAGUCAAGCGAAUCGAGAGGCCAGAAGCCUGAUAGAACUGAUAAGUCGGAUGAGCGAGAUGAGAUCCAGGCGACAAUUUGUGAUGAUGAGGAGAACUGGGAUGAUAUUGAUGUUGAGCAGGAGCUGAGUACCUCGAUAAUGCCCAGUGAUAGCGGCGAAUUGGGUACGAAAGAAAAGUUAAAGAACCCGGAUAAGGGUCAUAAGUCAGAUACGCUGAAUAAAUCGGAAAAGACAACACAAAUGGACGUAACGGAUAAGACAAAAAAAAGUGAUAAGAGCGAAAAUUCUGAUAAUUCAGCUAAAAAUGCUGAAACCGCUAAUAAUGAUAAGUCGGAUAAGUCAAAAAGAUGUGAAACAAUCGAUAAAAGCAAAGAAAAGUCGAACAAGCCGGAUAAGGCGGAUAAAAAGUCGCACAAGGAUCAUCAUGCUAAACGUGACAAGUCCAAAAAUCGAGAAAAAAAAACCAUAAAGGAUAAGACUAAACAUGCGAACAAAAAUGAGAAAACAGAUGCGGAUAAGCCGCCAAGCAAAGAAGAUAAUGAGCCAAAAACAACGGAUAGUACGGAUAAUGUGGAGAAUGAACCGCCGACGCAAGAGGAGACAACGGAGAAGGCCAAUCACAAAAGUAAAGUGCAAGAAGAGGAGGAUGAUGAGGAUGCGAUUAUUGAUGUGGAAGAGCUGUCCGACAUAACGAAACCAAAAAUCGAAGAACUUUUGCUGGCAAUCGAGGACGAGCGGCCCAAAACGCCGCCCAAGUUGCCCAAGAUAAAGGUGGUGCUGAAACCUAAUGCACAUACCAUAACGGUAAUACCUGACUGCGAUGAUGGCGACGACACGAUCGAAAUGAAAUCGAGGCCAGAUGCCGAGCCGGAGCUAAAGCGUAUCAUGAAGCGCCGGAAAUCCAUGAUGCCGUUAGCUAGCAAACCUUUAGUGGAUAAAUCAAAGCUAUUCACGGGCAACAGCUUCGUCUACGAGGACGUCGUGGACCAUCAGCGACAGCAGCAGGUGGAGGACAUGGAUCAAACGGAUACAAAUGCCACGCUCGGUCGGCGCACCACCAAAAGUCUGGCCAACAUGUUCGAGAAGUCAAACGACAAUUGCAGCAUAUCCACGCAAAAUAUAGUCGCCGGCAAGCGAAGGUCGCGCUUCAAUGAGCUAACUUUGAAUGAGACGCAGCUAAGUCGAAAUGUCUUCAAGAUGGGGUCUAGCCAGAAUAGCAAAUCGAGGGCGAAGCCCAAAGAGAAGGAGCAGGCUUCUGCCAUAUCCAGCAAAAGGAAAAACUCAAGCACUAACACCACCAAGACCAGCACCAGCACCACCACUGACGCCUCUACCUCCAUCUGCACCCCCAAUCCUGCCCCAACUCCUACCCCUACCCCUACCCCUACCGCUACCCCUACCAAACGCAAACGUGGCCGUCCGCCUAAGCUAGCGGCUGGUGAGCAUGCAAGCGAAGUCUUGAAGCAGGACCAGGAGCAGCUGCAGGAACAGGAUCUGGAAUUGCCAGCUGCGAAGCGCAUCUGCUUGGAUGCACUGCCGCCGCCAACACCCAUCAAACGCAAAACCAAGCGCAGCGAGUUGGAGAAACUGAACGAUGACAUUGCGCACAUGUAUUACGCCGCAGAUGUGAUCCGUGCAACGGGCAGACGUGCCUGUACGGCACAACAGAAGCAGUCGCUGCUGGAGCGCAGCUCCUCCACUGUGUCCAGCCGACGCAGCAGCUGCAGCCGCAGCAGCUCCAGCUUAGUCAGCCAUGCCGAGCUGGCGCCCUACAUACGCAAUGUGGCACGACGCGGACGUCGCCUUGUGCGCCUCAGCAACGGCGUCGAUCGGGCCAGCUUCAAGGCCAAGCAGCAGCAAGCCGAGCAGCUCCCAAAGCAAGCGAAGCUUCGCUGCAAAGUGCGCUUGCCACGCUGUGCCAGGCUGGAGCGCAUGCUGGCCGAACAGGCGGCCGCAGUCAGUCCGGCUGCCAUCAAAAAUACGAAUUCGUCCUGGCAUGCGAUGUCCGCUGCGUUGCAGCGCUGCGUCGUGUGUGGCAAGACAAUGCGGUCUCCCCUGCUCCAUUACGUGCACCAACACGGCGAGCACUUCGCUGCCCGGCUCCCGCCCGGCGCACUGCAGCAGCUGCGCGCCGGCCUGCACACUAAGCCCACCUAUGCUGUCCAACUGUCCGCCCUGCAGUACAUGCACAAAUGCCUCUUCUGCAACAAACAGCUGCAGAUCACCACCAGCAGCUGGGUCGAGCAUUACGCCCGGCAUACGGGCGAGUACAACUUCAAGUGCUCGCGCUGCAAAUUGCCAAAGGAGCGUCUGAAUCAAAUGGAGUGCCACGUGGCCAAGUGUGGCCUUGGGGCACGGGUUGUGCACAACAAUGGCUUUGUCCGCAGGACUCCGGUGACGCUUUUUGUAUGCCAUCUGUGCGAGUUUGUGCAGAUAAAUCGACUGAAUCUGGAGAAACACUGGCAGCAACAUCACGGCCUGACGCAGCAAUCGCUGGCGGGGCUGGGCCACGAGCUGGUACUGUAUGAGACGACGGGUGUGCCGGUGCACAAGAAUAAGGUGCCGGUACGACGGCUGAGCAAGCAGCCCAAGGCGCUGGCCGACAAGCAAAAGAACAAAGCGCUCAAGAGCCAGAAGCGAAAGCCGAACCCGAACCCUAAGCCAAAGUUGAAGCUGAAGCAGCGGAAGCAGAAAGCGCACAUUUUGGGCAUGCCGCCGCCGACGCUGCCCGAGGAGGAUCAACUGCUGGUGAUCAAUGCCUGCAAGCUGGAGGAGGAGGAAGAGCGACAGCUGCAGGCGGAGCAAUUGGCAGCAGAACAGGCAGAGCAGGAAAAGCCACAGCCAAGCCAAGCCAAGCCGCUGGCACAGCUAGAGGAACAGUUGGAUAUUUUGUCCGUGGCCGGCAUGGGCAGCGAGACGUCCGACAAUGAAAAGCAGCGCAUUGAACAGACGGAGCAGCAGCAGCAGCAGCAGCAGCAUCAUCAUGAAGAGCCAAACGAGGAAUGGGUCGAUGUCGACUCCAGCAGCAGUGUCGCCAGCAACAGCAGCACGCAGAAGUCUCUCUUUAAGAAAUUCCAAAAGUUCUACCACAAAUUGAGCCCGGCCAGCAGAUCGAGCAGCAAGUCCAACAAGUCGGCGGCCAGCAGCUGCACCGAUGGCGACUGUGCUGACAUCGAUUCCCUAGCGAAGUCGACACGAGCAGCAACCCCACCAGCUACGCAGCCAGUGGUGCCCACAGUGCCCUCGUUGUACAGCGUGGAGAAUGUGGCGUAUCGUCUCCGUGCGACUCCUACACAGGAGCCGGCUUACUAUUGCAUGCGUGCGGGCUGUAAAUUCCUAUUCUCCGACGAGGUGGAGGGUCUGGAGAAUCACUUUGCACGCGAGCAUCCGCAGGUGCGCUGGAGUGGCAAAUGCGCCAGCUGCCCGGAGCAGGCGAUGGGGCAGACACAGGAGCUUACGAUCAGAGCUGAGCUACAGCAUCUGAUCAGCUGUCACAUGGAGGUGGCCGGAGACAGAACUACGCCACUCGCAGAGCUAGCCAUGCCCAAGCUGCGAGUGCGUCGCUUUACGGGCGAUCGGCUGGCCGUUGAGCCGGAAGCUGCUUUAGUACCUGCGGAGCUACAGCCGGAUGUGGGGCUGCAACCAGAGCUGGAGUUGAGUCGGCAAGCGGAAUUGAAGCUUGAUCCUUGCUUAGAGUUGCGACUGCAGCCAGAGCCCCAGCCACAGCCCCAGCCACAGCCGCAGUCCCAGUCGCAGUCGGCGACGGAGCCGGACAACAUCAAUGGCAUGCCGAACGCCAUGCUGCUCAACUUGGCAGGCGAUGAGCCACAUGCGCUCAAUCAGCUUCAGCGUGUGGAGCCAAGUGAAAGCCUUGCCGCAGCUGUGGUCAAUCAUCCCUCAGAGCUGGGUCUGGCCAUCAAUCAGGUGUUCAGCCUGGCCGUCAAUGCGCCGGCACAGAUCGUCGGUGAGCCGGCCCUGGUCAAUGGCAACUUUGUGCUCACCCAGCAGCCAGCGGGCGAGUCGCCCGCCCAGAUAAACAUAUCCAUUGAUCCGCCACAGCCAGCGACUGUGCAGCGUGGCACACGCCUCGCCAUGGAUCGGUUCCGUUGCAUGGCGGCCAACUGCAAUUUCUGCGCGCACACAGUGCUACGCAUACAGGAGCACAUGCGAUUCCAUUGCUAUAGCUUCAGCAGCAAGGACUAUUUGCAGUGCGCCUACUGUGCGCACAAUGCCAAGGAUGUCAACGACUUUGUCCGCCACGGCGUCAUCGAGCAUGGCCUCGCCUCACGCUCCGAGCUGAACGAGUCGGAUGCCAUGUCCGCCGCUACAGGCGCAACGUCAACAGCUCAACGCAUUCGCGAUUUGUUCAAUCAGCGCAAGAAUGCAAAUGCCACAGUCACAGCCACAGCCACAGCCGCAACCACAGCCACAGCCGCAACCACAGCCACGCCUACGACAACGACUUCACUCGUUUCCGCUGCAACUGUUGCAGCUGCAGCAGCUCAGUCGCCAGCAACAUUCUGCUUUACCCGAACAAACGGCAGGCCCACUAACAACAUCCUCGACUUCUUCCUUACGACGACCGGCUUUGAUGAUACCAAGCUCUACGCUUGCCCCUACAAAACGUGCAGCUGCUCGUUGACUGAAGACACGUUUGUCAAUCAUGUCAUCUACCAUAUGACAAGUGAUCCGAAUAUUGGGCCACUCGUCUGUAAGUUUUGCCGUCAGACUUUCGAGCGUGCGGUCGUCCUGCGUUCCCAUUUGCAGCUGGUGCACGCGUGCCACAAAUACAUUUGCAGCAUUUGCCUGGAGACGACGGUGAAUCAUAGACUGAUGCAUCAGCAUAUGCUGAGCCGACACGGCGACAAGUAUCGCCUGGUCAAUUGCCAGCAACAGCUUUUGGAGCUUCAGGUGCAGCAGCUUCAGGUGCAGCUGCAGCCAGAUGCGGCACGAUUCCAAUGCUGGGUUAGCGUUAUAGAGCGGCCCUUUAACAGGUUGCAACUGGAUGAGUUCUUGAAGCAGGUGCUUCUCGAGUGUAUCCAGCGACAUGAGGGCACCAAGAUCAGCUUUCGGCCAUCGGAGCUGCGGCUGCUGCCACGUCAGGCAACAUUCAAACAGAUGUUGCAAUGUGCCGACUGUCAGUUCCAGUCACGGGAAUACAAACAGCUGCACAGCCAUCUGUUGGCGCACAAGGAGCAGGCGUUGGGUGUCGCCUGCCUGGAGGAGCAGCCGUUAACAAAGGCAGCGGGCCCAACGGAGGCGGCGGUGGCGACAUCGACGGCCACGGCCACGGACACGUCGGAAACGGUCAAUGCUGCUGUGACACGCUCUCAUAAGGCGCACACACCCCGAUGGCAAUAUGUGCCCAAGGGGAAACGCUUCAUCUGCGGCAUACCCAACUGCAAAGCCCAGCUGCCGUCGGAGCUGGCGUUGCGUCAACAUUUCAGCACAGCGCACAACUACGGCGAGCUCGUCCGCUGUGUCCACUGCCUCAGCGAGGACACGCUCAGCAGCAUCGACAAGUUCUUCGAGCAUUUAUCGUACCACAAGCGUUACAUCUUCCAGUGCGGCCUCUGCUCCUCGUUCCAUCCCAGGCGCAGCUUCAUCGAGCGUCACAUACACGAGCGCCACAGCAGCAAUGGUGUCGAUGUGGUCAUACACAGGCGCAGCGAGAACGCCAGCAGCGACGAGACCCGUUGGCUCCAGUCCUCUUUUUGUUUGCGCUCCAAUUCGGAUGACUUUGUGUGCAAUCUGUGCAGCACUGUGCUGGAGAGCCAAUCGGCGAUGCGGACUCAUGUGGAGCGGCAGCACGGACGCAAGCAUCAGUAUAGCUGUGGCUUUUGCAACAUGGGCGCUAAGGACAUAACGCCACUGAUCAUACAUCUGCGACGCGAUCAUCCCAACCAGCGAGUGCAGCCGAUUAUGAACUAUCAGCGCUCCAAGGGCAAGAACAGGCAAACGUUGGGCUUCUAUUGCAACAUAUGCGACAGUGCAGCCAAAAGCUAUCAGCGCAUCCGCAAGCACUGUGCAACACAGCAUCAGAUUGGCUUUCAGUUCAGGUGUCCGCACUGCGAGUUCGGCGACACCUUCGAGCGGACGGUGGUCCUGCACAUGCGAGAGAAGCAUUUGGGUGCAACGGGCCUUGUCACACAGCAGUUCGAGCGGGUGGCCAAUGAGUUGCUCGACAGCGACUACUGGAAGAUGGCCAAUGCACUCGACGCAGCGGACAACACUGCCAGCAGCAGCAGCAACAGCAGCAACAACAACAGCAGCAGCAACAACAACAACAACGAUACCCCUUUGACUGAGCCCAUGGUCAUCGAUGAGAUUGAAUUGUUGUCGUCCGAUGAGGAGGAGAUCGAUGAACCUAAAAAUUACGAAUUCGCGUGCUCGCACUGCACCGAGACAUCGAGCAAUGUCGUCGAGCUGCGCACCAAGCACUGGGCCAACAAGCACAUCCAUAAGCAUCCGUUCUACUUCAGCGUACAGCCGCAGUUGCGCUGUCCGGUUUGCCGGAUCUUUGUGGGCAAUGCCAAGUCGCUGCUGGACAAUCAUCUGCCCAAUGAGCACUCGGUGCGGCAUCUGGUCGCGUGCGAUGUGAAUAAGCCGGACGAGUGCGCCUUCUGCCCGCAUCGAUAUACCGAAUAUUCGAGUCUCGUUCAGCAUAUGGCGACCGAGGCGCAUUUGUCCAACGACCUGAAGUUCCUCGACGACCACGAGCUGGAGCGUCUGCUAAAGCUGGGCGCCACCGAUCACGAGCAGCCGGCGAUCGAGUAUUAUCAGUGCAACAUUUGCCGCGUGAUAAUGCCAACGAAUGCGGCGAUGGCGCAGCACGGACGGGUCGAGCACAGCGAUUCGCCGGAGUUAUUUUGCUUCCGCUUGCUCACGGAGAAGAUCAUCUACCACUGUUCGUUCUGCAUGUUCGCCUCGACGCGGCAAAUGGAAACGCUGCGCCACAUGAUCGAUCACUAUAAGAAGUUCAGGUACUGCCACUUCUGUCAGGCCAUACAGAACGAUGGCUUCGACGAGUACAUACAGCACUGCUAUACAUUCCAUCGGGAUGUACUGCAUCGCUUUCAAGAGGCUCACACGUAUACGGAUCUCAAGAAGUACCUCAUGCAGGUGCUCUAUCAGUUCCAGAAUGGUCUAAUCAUUAGCAAGAGCAGCUUGCGGCACACGCGCUUUAGCGGCGACCAGGUCAUGUUGAAGCUGUAUGCGGAACUCAUGCUCAAAUCUCAACAGCCGCCCAUACCACGACUGGUCAUUAGUCAGCUGCACAAUCGCAAUUCUGCUGUGCUUACGCAGCAGCAGCAGCAGCAGCAGGAGCAGGAGGCGGCAAGAAUAACAAAGCGACGCAAAACUUUGAAUCCGGAUGAUCUCAAUGCACGUUUGAAUGCCAACACCAGCUUCCUGCAGCAGCAGCAACAACAACAGCAACUGCAGCAUCUGCAGCAUCAAUUGCAGCAGCAGCAGCAUCAACUGCAGCAGCAGCAGCAGCAGGCGGCGGCAGCGGCAGCGAGAAUAACAAAGCGACGCAAAACUCUGAAUCCGGAUGAGCUAAAUGCACGUUUGAAUGCCACCACCAGCUUCCUGCAACAGCAACAGCAGCCUAUGCAGCAGCCGCAGCUGCUUCAUAAUCAACAUGAACGCGCCUUGCUCAUCAAUUGGCAUACAUCGUUUAUGGGCGAUAGCCUAGCCAUGGCCACGCCGCAGCCACAGCCGCAGCCACAGCCGCAGAUGCCGUCAGCGAAGCAGCGGAUUGCGAAACGUCGCAGCACCUUUGUGGACAUCGGGCAGCUGAGCAACAAGCGGAGCUGCCCCACCGAUCAGAUUUCCUGAUCGCAGCGAAUCCGGAACCAUAUCCGAGCUCAUCUGCAGUAUUUUUCCCAAGCGCAACAUGAUAAUAAUUUUUUUUAUCCAUAAUACGUAACUAAACUGUAACUGUAAUAAAUGUGAAAUUGCAAUCGCGAGCAACUGUGCCGCCGCAAGCGGCUGACAAACAGUUCAAUCAUUAUGAAACACAA